GCGGAAUGGCCAAGUUUACAAAUGUCCAGUGCGUCAGCCAGGACACUAACUUUACCACAUUUACCGCCUGUCGUCUGUAUGCGGUUAAACGCGAUGUCGCCGAAAUGAGCUUACGCAUAAAGAUCUUACAGAUCCUCAAGAAACCAAUAGCGAUGCGAAUACAGCUGCUGAAACGAGCCAGUGGCUAUAAACCCUUUCUCUAUGACGUCAGGCAUUCCGAUCUAUGCGAAUAUCUUGAUCGACGCAAUCAUCCUUUUGUCAAUAUUAUUUUCAACAGUUUCGCAAAUCACACUAAUGUCAACAAAUGUCCCUUGCCUUCGGAGUUGUGCGUGGAGCACUUUCGGUUUCCCGUCAAGGCUCUGGAUAUGCUGCCUCUGCCAAGUGGGGAAUAUGCGAUAUAUGCCACAUUCAGCUACAAUAGAAUGGAACAAGUCCUGCUAAAGGUUUUCUUCACAAUCACAGAGUUUCGUUAGUUAUCCGAAAAUAAAUACUUAAAAUAAUUAAUUAC
Molecule: messenger RNA, 508 nt
Organism: Drosophila innubila
Lineage: Eukaryota; Metazoa; Arthropoda; Insecta; Diptera; Drosophilidae
Exons: 3
Coding region: 6-473 (155 amino acids)
Source: RefSeq, a predicted model, not a curated record